Molecule: messenger RNA, 6178 nt
Organism: Phodopus roborovskii (desert hamster)
Lineage: Eukaryota; Metazoa; Chordata; Mammalia; Rodentia; Cricetidae
Gene: Erbb3
Product: erb-b2 receptor tyrosine kinase 3
Exons: 28
Coding region: 102-4085 (1327 amino acids)
Biological process (GO): positive regulation of cell population proliferation; cell surface receptor protein tyrosine kinase signaling pathway; positive regulation of kinase activity
Cellular component (GO): basal plasma membrane; signaling receptor complex
Molecular function (GO): neuregulin receptor activity; ATP binding; neuregulin binding
Source: RefSeq, a predicted model, not a curated record
ACCUAUCCGCCGGGCUGCCCAGGUGGCUGUCGCUUCGAUGUCCUAACCCAGGGGCCCCCGGGCCAGACUCGGCUGGGCUCCCUUCACCCUCCGCUGGAAUCAUGAGGGCGAUUGGGACUCUGCAGGUGCUGGGCUUCCUUCUCAACCUGGCCCGGGGUUCCGAGAUGGGCAACUCUCAGGCAGUGUGUCCUGGGACUCUGAAUGGGCUGAGCGUGACCGGUGACGCCGAGAAUCAGUACCAGACGCUGUACAAACUCUAUGAGAGGUGUGAGGUGGUGAUGGGCAAUCUGGAGAUUGUUCUCACGGGACACAAUGCUGACCUUUCCUUCCUGCGGUGGAUCCGAGAAGUGACAGGCUACGUCCUUGUGGCCAUGAAUGAAUUCUCUACGCUACCCUUGCCUAACCUCCGAGUGGUGCGGGGGACCCAGGUCUAUGAUGGGAAGUUUGCCAUCUUUGUCAUGUUGAAUUACAACACCAACUCCAGCCACGCUCUCCGCCAGCUCCGAUUCACCCAGCUUACGGAGAUUCUGUCGGGGGGUGUCUAUAUUGAGAAGAAUGACAAACUCUGCUAUAUGGAUACGAUCGACUGGAGGGACAUCGUGCGGGUUAAGGGUGCCGACAUCGCCGUGAAGAACAAUGCUAGAAACUGUCCACCCUGUCAUGAGGUCUGCAAGGGGCGAUGCUGGGGGCCUGGACCAGAAGACUGCCAGAUAUUGACCAAGACCAUCUGUGCUCCUCAGUGUAACGGCCAUUGCUUUGGGCCCAACCCUAACCAGUGCUGCCAUGACGAGUGUGCAGGGGGCUGCUCUGGGCCCCAGGACACAGAUUGCUUUGCCUGCCGUCACUUCAAUGACAGUGGAGCCUGUGUGCCCCGGUGUCCACAGCCCCUCGUGUACAACAAGCUGACGUUCCAGCUUGAACCCAACCCCCAUACCAAGUAUCAGUAUGGAGGGGUCUGUGUGGCCAGCUGUCCCCAUAACUUUGUGGUGGAUCAGACAUCUUGUGUCAGGGCUUGCCCUCCUGACAAGAUGGAAGUAGAUAAAAAUGGACUCAAGAUAUGUGAGCCUUGUGGAGGGUUGUGCCCGAAAGCCUGUGAGGGGACAGGCUCUGGGAGCCGCUACCAGACUGUGGACUCCAGCAACAUUGAUGGGUUUGUGAACUGCACCAAGAUCCUGGGCAAUCUGGACUUCCUUAUCACUGGCCUCAACGGAGAUCCCUGGCACAAGAUCCCUGCUCUGGACCCAGAGAAGCUCAAUGUCUUCAGGACGGUGCGGGAGAUCACAGGAUACCUAAACAUCCAGUCCUGGCCUCCUCACAUGCACAACUUCAGUGUUUUUUCCAACCUGACCACCAUCGGGGGCAGAGCCCUCUACAACCGGGGCUUCUCCUUGUUGAUCAUGAAGAACCUGAAUGUCACAUCACUGGGCCUCCGGUCCCUGAAGGAAAUAAGUGCUGGGCGUGUCUACAUAAGUGCCAAUCAGCAGCUCUGCUACCACCACUCUCUGAACUGGACGAGACUGCUUCGGGGGCCUUCAGAAGACAGGCUUGACAUCAAGUAUAAUCGGCCUGCGAGGGAAUGUGAGGCAGAGGGUAAAGUGUGUGACCCAUUGUGCUCCUCUGGAGGGUGCUGGGGCCCAGGCCCUGGUCAAUGCUUGUCUUGUCGGAACUACAGCCGCGAAGGUGUCUGUGUGACUCACUGCAACUUCCUGAAAGGGGAGCCUCGGGAGUUUGCUCAUGAGGGUGAAUGUUUCUCCUGCCACCCAGAAUGCCUACCCAUGGAGGGCAUCAGCACAUGCAAUGGCUCGGGCUCUGAGGCCUGUGCUCAGUGUUCCCAUUUCCGUGAUGGGCCCCACUGUGUGAACAGCUGCCCCCAUGGGAUCCUGGGUGCCAAGGGUCCCAUCUACAAGUACCCAGAUGCUCAGAAUGAAUGUCGGCCCUGUCAUGAGAACUGCACGCAGGGGUGUAAGGGACCAGAACUACAAGACUGUUUAGGCCAGACAGAGGCAUUAAUGAGCAAAACCCAUCUGGCAAUGGCUGGGAUGGUCGGACUGCCUGUGGCUCUUCUGAUUCUGGGAGGCUCCUUUCUCUAUUGGCGUGGACGCCGGAUUCAGAAUAAAAGGGCAAUGAGGCGCUACUUGGAACGGGGUGAGAGCAUUGAGCCUCUGGACCCCAGCGAGAAGGCAAACAAAGUCUUGGCCAGAAUCUUCAAAGAGACAGAGCUGAGGAAGCUUAAAGUGCUGGGCUCUGGUGUGUUUGGAACUGUACACAAGGGGGUUUGGAUCCCUGAGGGUGAAUCCAUCAAGAUUCCAGUCUGCAUUAAAGUCAUCGAGGACAAGAGUGGACGGCAAAGUUUUCAGUCUGUGACUGACCACAUGCUAGCCAUUGGUAGCCUAGACCACGCCCAUAUUGUACGUCUCCUGGGACUGUGCCCAGGAUCAUCUCUGCAGCUUGUCACUCAGUACUUGCCCCUGGGCUCCCUCCUUGAUUAUGUGAGGCAGCACCGUGGGGCAUUGGGACCACAGCUGCUGCUCAACUGGGGAGUACAAAUCGCCAAGGGUAUGUAUUACCUUGAGGAACACAGCAUGGUGCACAGGGACCUCGCCCUCCGGAAUGUGCUGCUCAAGUCUCCUAGUCAGGUCCAGGUGGCAGAUUUUGGUGUGGCUGACCUUCUGCCACCAGAAGACAAGCAGUUACUACACAGUGAGGCCAAGACUCCAAUUAAGUGGAUGGCCCUGGAAUGUAUCCACUUUGGGAAAUACACACACCAGAGUGAUGUCUGGAGUUACGGUGUCACAGUUUGGGAGCUGAUGACUUUCGGGGCGGAGCCCUAUGCCGGGCUGAGGCUGGCUGAGGUACCAGACCUGCUAGAGAAAGGAGAGCGCUUAGCGCAGCCCCAGAUCUGCACCAUUGAUGUCUACAUGGUCAUGGUCAAGUGCUGGAUGAUUGAUGAGAAUAUCCGCCCGACCUUUAAAGAACUAGCUAAUGAGUUCACCAGGAUGGCCCGGGACCCACCUCGGUAUCUGGUUAUAAAGAGAGAGAGUGGACCUGGGCCAGAGCCCUCUGCCCUGACAAACAAGGAGCUGGAAGAAGUAGACCUGGACCUGGACCUGGAGGCGGAGGAGGACAGCCUGGCGACCACACUGGGCUCUGCCCUCAGCUUACCGGUGGGAACGCUUACCCGGCCGCGUGGGAGCCAGAGUCUUUUAAGCCCCUCCUCUGGAUACAUGCCCAUGAACCAGAGUAAUCUGGGGGAUGAAUGUCUGGAUUCUGCAGUUCUGGGGGACAGUGAACAGUGCCCCCGUCCCAUCUCUCUGCAUCCAAUUCCACGGGGACGCCUGGCCUCAGAGUCAUCUGAGGGCCACGUGACAGGCUCUGAGGCUGAACUCCAAGAGAAAGUGUCGGUGUGUAGAAGCCGAAGCCGAAGCCCUCGGCCACGUGGAGACAGCGCCUACCAUUCACAGCGACACAGCCUGCUUACCCCUGUCACCCCGCUCUCCCCACCAGGGUUAGAGGAAGAGGAUGUCAAUGGCUAUGUCAUGCCAGAUACACACCUCAAAGGUGCAUCCUCCUCCCGGGAAGGUACCCUGUCUUCGGUAGGUCUCAGCUCUGUGCUGGGUACCGAAGAAGAAGAUGAAGAUGAGGAAUAUGAAUACAUGAACCGGAAGAGAAGGAGCAGUCCACCUCGGCCCCCUAGGCCUGGUUCCCUUGAAGAGCUGGGUUACGAGUACAUGGAUUUGGGCUCAGACCUCAGUGCCUCUCUGGGCAGUACACAGAGUUGCCCACUACAUCCUGUGGCCAUCGUGCCCUCUGCUGGCACAACUCCAGAUGAGGACUAUGAAUAUAUGAACCGCAGACGCGGUGUAGGUGGUGGCGGGGGCGAUUAUGCAGCCAUGGGGUCCUGCCCUGCAGCUGAACAAGGGUAUGAAGAGAUGCGAGCUUUCCAGGGGCCUGGACAUCAUGCCCCCCAUGUUCGUUAUGCCCGCCUCAAAACUCUGCGUAGUUUAGAAGCCACUGACUCUGCCUUUGACAACCCUGAUUACUGGCAUAGCCGGCUUUUCCCCAAGGCGAAUGCCCAGAGAACUUAACCUCUGCUUCUUGAGACUCUCGGGGAGCAUUUGUUGGCAGCUAGUGCCUCUUGAGGGUACUCCUUCCUCAUCCCUCUCGCUCAGGUCCCACCCCCAUUUCUCCAGUCCUAGACAAUGCCAUUUGGUCUUUGGAGACCUGUAAACAUAUCCUCACAAUUUUUUUUUUUUUUUGUGGUAUGUAGCCAGCUGUGCACUUUCUUCUCUUCCCCCAACCCAGGAGAAGAGGUUUUUCCUUCUCUUUCCCAGUCCUCAUCCCUCAGCUUCCUCGGGGAAACUCCCGGGAGAUAAGAAGGAUUACUCUCUAAGCCCCUUUCUCUCCGGCUCUUACUUGUUAGGAUUGGACUUUGCCUUUGUUUCCCAUCAGACUGUCCUAAGGAAGAGGAGAUGAAGUAGAUCUGGUGGAGGAAAGGAAAAUCUUGGCUCAUGAGACUCUUAAUCCCAUGGAAAGAUUGAGAAGCUUAAAACGUGUGGAGAAAAAGUUAGGUGUAGGUACCAAUAAUUUAACAUUUACUGAGCCACGCAUCAUCAAGCUGAACUCUGCAUGCAUUAUCUCACUUAGGUAGAGCUGAUCCCAUUUUUACCAAUACAAAAGUCCCCCUGAGUCUUCCGGGGUAGCCAAUGGGUCCCUGAGUCUGUGGAUAGUAUCGAAUCCUGUAGUUUUUGUUUGUUUGGUUUUUCAUUUUUUCUAGACAGGGUUGUCCUGGCUGACCUGGAACUUGAUCUGUAAAGCAGGCUGGCCUUGAGUUCAGAAAUCCCCCCUGCCUCUGCUUCCUGAAUGCUGGGACUAAAGGUGAGCAUCACCAUCACUUAGCCUUUAGUUCUUUAAAAAAAUUUUUUUUAGUUGGUUUACAAAACUGAAUGCUAUAGCUUAGUGCCUUUUUCCAUCUUACCUAAGAAUCUAUCAUUCAUUAUGGUGGUAUUAUUUUUUUAGUUUGAAGUGCCACAGCAAAAGUAGUACUAGUUUGUCUAUCUUCAUAAUUUCAUGGAUUUAUUAUAGAUCUUACCAUAUGACUUUCCCUCUACAUGAAGUCAAGAACUUUCUUUCACCUUUUCUCAAACAAACAAACAAAACACUUCUCUCUGGCAUAUCUGAAUUGCCACAUCGCUACUCUUGCAUUCUGGGCCCAGGGUAUUUGAACAUAAGAACUGUGAUACCGAUGUUGGUCAGUCUAAUAACAGGUGGGUUAUGAAGUGACUAAGGUUAUUUUGUAUGGAUGCACUAUGCAAAGAGAUGAUUCGUCUACCAGAUACAAUCAAAAAGGAUGGUUCUAGUUUCAUCAUGCUACUCAGAAUGGUUUGCAAUUUAAACUUUAGGGACUAUUUAUUUCAGGAAUUUGUCAUUCAAUAUUUUCAGGUUGUAGUUGACGAUGGGUUAUUAAAACUGUGGACAGCAAAACCUCAGAUAAGGGGGGACUGAGCCUUGAAGAAAUUUAAGCAGCAGGUCUAGGAUUCAAAAUCUUCCCAAUUUCAUUGCCUGUACUUUUACUAUAAGACGUCAAGGAGUACCUAUGUCAAACCCUUGUAAGGUGUGUGUGUGUGUGUGUGUGUGUGUGUGUGUGUGUGAGAGAGAGAGAGAGAGAGAGAGAGAGAGAGAGAGAGAGAGAAACAGGGUCUCAGCUUUGCAGACUAGCCUGGAACUAUGUAGCCCCAGGAUGAUGGCCUUGAACUCAAUUCACAACAAUCCUGUCUCAGCCUCCCAAAGGCUAUGCCUACAAUGUGAAUUGCCAGGCUCCUUGUUUGCGCACUGAAUCAAGCAGAUGGCAGCGGCCACAUUUCCCUCCAGCACUCAGGCUUCUCAUCCCAGGAAGUUGUGAAGACAACACACAAGCACAAAUAAGUGGACAUUUUCGUGUGAGCCAUAGCCCACACACAUUGUGGAUAAUAUGCACUCCUUACAGCCAAUUCACUUACAGCCAAGACCGGUAUUUAGGAACUAUUCUUAACCUGUAAGGAGAAACUUCUCGUGGGAUAGAAAGAGGAUCCAUCUUCAGACCUCAGUUUUCCUGGAUGGGAACUGAGGGAAAACGUCUUCCUGUAUCAUUAAAGUUUUUUGUUUUGUUUUUAUACGUGUCGGAAUAAAGAUGCCAAAGUAU